Vollenhovia emeryi is the source of this 2452-nucleotide messenger RNA. RefSeq names its product N6-adenosine-methyltransferase subunit METTL3 (gene Mettl3). The coding region runs from base 171 to 1817 and encodes 548 amino acids. The record is from RefSeq and is a predicted model, not a curated record. Gene Ontology annotation, molecular function: mRNA (2'-O-methyladenosine-N6-)-methyltransferase activity; mRNA m(6)A methyltransferase activity. The transcript has 4 exons. Gene Ontology annotation, cellular component: nucleus; RNA N6-methyladenosine methyltransferase complex. NCBI's taxonomy places the organism in Eukaryota, Metazoa, Arthropoda, Insecta, Hymenoptera, Formicidae.
UUCUUACGACUACGACCAUUGUAGACAGAACCGAGAAUCAUUGUAGCGGAGGCUUUAACCGUAGCGCGGGACGCGACCGAAAGCCGAAAGCUGUGGCACCAGCUGAUCGGCAGCCGCGGUUCUACGCGCGUCGAGAAAGACUAUGUUUUUGUGCACAAUCCGCCCGAGCCAUGUCGGAUGCCUUUGAGGAAAUACAAGCGAUCAAGAUAAAGAGAAACAGCUACCGUGAGAAACUACAGAAGAGGAAGCGCGAGAGGCAUGAAUUGUACACGCUCACUUCUACGCCGGCUUCAUCUACCCUGACGGCGGAGUCGGCGUGCCCUGAUUCUAAUGCGUCUUCACGCUCGGAUCACAGCGAAUACGAGCGAGACGUACUUUGUAUCCUGCACGAGUCCCUGCCUAGUCUGCCGAUUACGUCCGCAGACUUGAUAGACCAGCUGCGAAAGAAUCUCAAUGCCGACGUGUCCUCCUCGGACAUCCAUAAGAUCCUGGAGAAGCUAGCUGCGCAAGAUAUAGUUAAAGUCAAAGAAGUCACGGAAAAUGGAGUGUUUGGGUACACAGUGUUGUCGGUGACGGAAUCGCAAUCGUCGUGUCAGUCCCAGUCCGACGACACGGAGAAUACCGAGAGCGUAGAGAUGGCCAUGUCCGAAUUGAACGACCAUGUGCCUCCUGAGAAGCAGGCGAAGGUGGACAGGAAGAACACCGAGGAUAUCAUGUCCCUGAUCUCGAUGCCGACUAUCAGAGAGAAGGAGAGCAAGAAGGUUGGCGAGCAGAUCCUGGACUUGCUGUCGAAGCAGACCUCCAAGGAGAAAUCGCUGGCGGAACGAUUUCGCUCGCAGGGCGGUGCUCAAGUCAUGGAGUUCUGUCCGCAUGGCACAAAAGUGGACUGUGUUAAAUUGAACGGCGGACCGGCGUUCGCGGAGAAAUGCAAGAAGCUGCACUUUAAGAAGAUCAUACAGAGUCACACGGACGAAUCCUUGGGGGAUUGUAGUUUUCUCAAUACCUGCUUCCACAUGGACACGUGCAAAUAUGUUCACUACGAGGUGGACGGUCCUACGGCGCAACCGAAAGAGACCAACGACUCCGACAGUCCGAGCAACACCGCGUCCAAUAAGACGUUGAAUUUAGAUAGCAAAAACGGCAGCGGUGGCAGCAGCAACGUAGGCAGCGAAUUAACUCUGUAUCCGCCGCAGUGGAUCCAGUGUGACUUGCGUUACCUCGACAUGACUGUUCUCGGCAAGUUUGCCGUGAUCAUGGCCGACCCGCCGUGGGACAUUCACAUGGAGUUACCUUACGGUACCAUGUCGGACGAUGAAAUGAGGCAAUUGGGGAUCCCGGCGCUCCAGGACGAAGGACUCUUGUUCCUCUGGGUGACCGGCAGAGCCAUGGAGCUAGGGAGGGAAUGUCUGCAGCUGUGGGGCUAUGAGAGAGUCGACGAGAUCAUUUGGGUGAAAACCAAUCAACUGCAAAGGAUAAUACGCACUGGUCGGACGGGUCAUUGGCUGAACCACGGCAAGGAGCAUUGUCUCGUCGGCAUGAAGGGCAAUCCUCGUAUCAAUCGAGGAUUGGAUAGCGACGUGAUCGUCGCCGAGGUUCGUGCGACCAGCCACAAACCCGACGAGAUCUACGGUAUCAUCGAGCGCAUGAGCCCCGGCACCAGAAAGAUCGAAUUGUUCGGUCGGCCGCACAAUGUACAGCCCAACUGGAUUACGCUGGGCAACCAAGUGGACGGUGUUCAUCUGAUUGAUCCGCAACUUAUUAAAGCGUUCAAGAAACGUUAUCCUGACGGAAACUCGAUGAAGCCUACAAAGUCGUAAGAUUAUCAAUAAAGAAUUGAAUGGAGAAUAAUGAUCGAAUUGUCCAAGAAUUUCAAUGUUAAUGUUGAGAAGUUUUAAUCAAGUUUUUUUUAAAAAAAGAUGAACUAUAUCUCUUCUAAUUACAAUAUACAAUUUCAAUGUUAAUGUUGAGAAGUUUUAAUCAAGUUUUUUUUUAAAAAAGAUGAACUAUAUCUCUUCUAAUUACAAUAUACCAAAUUUAAUGGACCGACUUCCAGAUGUCUUUUUACAUUAUCAAGUACAAUGUUGGUGUUUACUAAUCUUCUCUUUUAUUUUUCAAAAAUUUAAUAAAUUGUGUCAAGAUCUAUUUAAAUAUCUUAUAGAUAUAUUUAAAUAUAACAUUCAUCGAUAUAAAUUCAAGUCACUAUAUUUCAUUAGUUUAUUGUAAAAAAAUUUGUAUAUAAAUUCCACUUACCAUUUAAAUAUAUAUGUUCAAUACAAAAUGAACGCAUAUAACUAUAAAUAUAAAAGACUGACUUCCCGUGAAUAUUUUGAGAUAGAUAUAACAUUUGUACAUAUAUAUAUUACAUUAUUUUUAGGCCAUGCUUUUUCCAGCAUGUAUGUAUACACGUACGUGUAAGUUGCUCUUCCUUAAUAAAGUUAAUUACCGAAAAACA